Notechis scutatus (mainland tiger snake) is the source of this 1217-nucleotide messenger RNA. It is a transcript of the gene SAE1, whose product is annotated as SUMO1 activating enzyme subunit 1. Gene Ontology annotation, molecular function: SUMO activating enzyme activity. Gene Ontology annotation, biological process: protein sumoylation. NCBI's taxonomy places the organism in Eukaryota, Metazoa, Chordata, Lepidosauria, Squamata, Elapidae. Gene Ontology annotation, cellular component: SUMO activating enzyme complex; cytoplasm. The record is from RefSeq and is a predicted model, not a curated record.
GAAGCCGGCCAGGCGCGAAGGGAGGAAGGUGGGGGCGGGACGGCUGCGUGGCCGCCAUGGUGGAGGAGAAGGGGCGCUCCGGCGGCGGCGGGAUCAGCGAGGAGGAGGCGGCGCAGUACGACCGGCAGAUCCGCCUCUGGGGGCUGGAGGCGCAGAAGCGGCUGCGCGGCUCUCGGGCGCUGGUGGCCGGGCUGCGCGGGCUGGGCGCGGAGGUGGCCAAGAACCUGGCGCUGGCCGGCGUGAAGGCGCUGACGCUGCUCGACCACCGCCAGGUGUCCCUGGAAGACGCGCGAGGCCAGUUCCUGCUUCCAGCCAGCUCCCGGGGAAAGAACCGAGCGGAGGCGUCCCUGGAGCGCGUUCAGGACCUCAAUCCCAUGGUUGAUGUGAAAGCAGAUCCGGAGAAUAUUGAGCAGAAACCGGAGGAAUUCUUCACUGGCUUUGAUGUGGUCUGCCUGACAUGCUGCACCCAGGAAGUCCUCCUGAAGGUGGACCAAAUAUGCAAGAAACACGGCAUCAAGUUCUUCACUGGUGACGUCUUUGGCUAUCACGGCUACAUGUUUGCCAACCUGGGUGAACAUGAAUUUGUUGAAGAAAAGACAAAAACUACCAAAGCCAGCCAGGAAGGGCAGGGUGGCUCAGAUGCGAAGAAAGCCAAGUUGGAUAUUGCAGAGACAACCCUGGUGAAGAAGAAUGCUCAUUUUUGCCUCCUAAAAGAUGCCCUGACUCUCAGCUGGAGCAGUGAAGGGGCCAAAGCAGCCCUGAAGCGGACUGCCCCAGAUUACUUCCUGCUGCAAGUGCUUUUCAAAUUCCGGACAGAAAAGGGGCGAGACCCUUCCCCACUGAGUUACCUGGAGGAUGCAGAGGCGCUCCGGCAGAUGCGCUUGAGUGUGCUGGCGUCUUUGGGUGUUGGAACUGACCUGAUUGCUGACGACUUUGCCAGCUGCUUCUCAGAAAUGGCCCCCGUUUGUGCUGUGGUUGGAGGGGUGCUGAGCCAGGAGGCUGUCAAGGCUCUCUCACAACGGGACCCUCCCCUCAACAAUUUCUUCUUCUUUGAUGGUGUAAAGGGCAGUGGGGUGGUAGAGUGCCUGGCCCCCAACCUCCCAUCCUGAACUACGUGGGCUUGGGAGAUGGGUCUUCAGUUAUGGAUUCCCUUCCUGAACAGCCACCCCUCAUAAUGUUUCUUCCCAACUUAGCCUAAAUAAAAACUUAUUUGGUUA